This is a messenger RNA of Sphaeroforma arctica JP610, 1581 nucleotides long. Its product is annotated as serine/threonine protein kinase. NCBI's taxonomy places the organism in Eukaryota, Ichthyosporea, Ichthyophonida. Gene Ontology annotation, molecular function: ATP binding; protein serine/threonine kinase activity. The transcript is spliced from 3 exons. The coding region runs from base 1 to 1581 and encodes 526 amino acids. The record is from RefSeq and is a predicted model, not a curated record. Gene Ontology annotation, biological process: protein phosphorylation.
AUGCGGCAGAUACGCCAACCGGUGGUUGAGCUGGUUAUGGAAUGCUGUACUGUAUUGCGGGAUGUGCAGACCUGUUCAGCGGUCGAGGCCAAGAAAGAGGAUGUCAAGGAGGCUGAGAUGGCGCUCGAAGCCUUGAAUACUCUGCAGGAACAGGUACGUAGUGGCGAUGCGGUGCUAGAUGAGACAAUCACUGAACGCAACGAGUUGGGACAGCGGUGUGUAAAACUGAUAGAAAGUGCAAUGCAGAAUCGACCAAAAGAUCCAGGUGCGCCUAUCAGAGUGCGUGCAGCUGAGGUACUAAACAAGCUGCGUAUAACGCCGAAUGAUAAAGUGCCUCGGCAGGAAAAUUUUGAUGGUUUGCGUAGACUGUGUGACAGCGCGUGCGCUAGAGGCGAGAACUUUGCUACUGCGUUGGGUCUUAACUCAGCUCAAAGUAAGGCGUGCGAUGAGGCAGUGACCAUUGCGCGCAACGCUCUUCCCAGUUCGUUAUUGCGAGAGUAUGGAUACGAAUCUGCAGCUGAUAUUUCAAUGCGGGACUGCAUCGAUCCAUGCAAAGCCGCACUGACCGCAGAGAUGACCUUCCUGGAAGGUGGUGCACGGUAUCUUACCGAACGCAUCAAACUUGCAGGCGUGUUCUCUGCCCUGGAGACUGCAUUGGAUACAGUGAUAAGACUGAAAGCCCCAGAUGUCUCGCUAGUACAUGAACAACACAAGGGGAAUUUCAACUUCAACCUCGAACGGAAGAAAUGGGAUGCGCGUGUUCUCCUUGCCGAAAACGAGACAAAUGAAGCCACACUACGCAAAGAUCGCGGAGUGUGGCAACGAAACACCCGAGAUCGAGAGAAGGCUGCUAGGCACGAAUUGACUGCUUGGCUUCAGUAUACAGGCACACACUAUCCUGAACUGCUCAGAAGUCCAAGUGUCACGGCUUGUUUCACGUGGGAGUGGGAGCUAAAGUGUGCGGCACAGGGGCUGUUGCGCAAAGGAGACAAAAUUAAAAAUUAUCAGCAUGUGAAGAUGCUAUCGGAAAAGAAGGAUCGAUCCGUGAGACUCGUCACCGAUUUUGAGGGCAAGCAUGUAGUAGUCAAGUCCUACAUCCUCACCACCAGCUCACACUUCUCGCACUUCAUGAAGACUUGUAGUAAGCUGGGUGGACUGCGGGGAGCGAUCAAUAUUGUGCCCAUCAUUGGGGUAUUUACUGAGGAACACUUUGGUCACGUACUCAUGUACAACUACAAAAGCGGUGAUCUUGAGGCAUGGAUGCAGAACCACCCAAAGCGAGAUCCAAAGUUGUGUCUACGGAUAGCGCACCAAGUCGUGGCUGCAGUCGAGAGCUUGCACACUCGUGACAUUGUGCACUGCAACUUAAAUCCCGAGAACAUAUUCUUGACAUCCAAGUUAGAGGCUGUGCUGGGCGACAUUGACGAUUUGCGCGACGCAGACUGCACUAUAACGACUGCGGUAGUAGUGACGCGUAAAUUCGAAGCACCCGAGAUACGCAGUAGAUUGGUGAGUAGGUUUGACAAGAGUGCGGACAUACAUUCACUCGGCCUGGUGCUGAAGAUCUAUUCAGUGGUGUGA